Hyaloscypha bicolor E is the source of this 2657-nucleotide messenger RNA. RefSeq lists its product as uncharacterized. NCBI's taxonomy places the organism in Eukaryota, Fungi, Ascomycota, Leotiomycetes, Helotiales, Hyaloscyphaceae. The record is from RefSeq and is a predicted model, not a curated record. The annotation marks the transcript as partial. The transcript has 10 exons.
CGGUUUUCGAGGAAUCGAGGAUAAAUGGACACAGCGUCGCAGGUCCUUCGUGUCACCGACCCCCAUUCCUUAAGGCGAAACAAAUUUUGCAUCCUCAGCUAUGUAUAAUGUUUUAUUGGGUAAUUUGGAUCCCGUUGCCGAUGAAGGGGCCUUAUGGGUUUUUGCCAGUACACACAAGCCCUUUUUCUUCUUCUCUUCAUCGGCUGGCGAUAUUGAUGCGAUUCUUUUCACUUGCUGGAACCAUUAAAAGACUUCUACGGUUUCCGACUUCCUAUAAUCGACUUCUCUGCGCUCGCUAUUGAUACGAUCCUUUGAAUUCAUUCCGCCUGACGGUCCGCCGGCAGCGGCCGCUCGAUAAUGAUGAAGCCUUUUGGAAGUGCCCUCGGAUCCUGUGUGCUUGCACUAUGGGUUUUCGCAACGCUUGCACACUGCCAAGGAGGAUCCUUUGGAUGGCUUCCAGGAUACGGCGACGGUCUGGUGACUUGCAAUGGUACUUCUGCCAACCUCACUAGCUAUAACAUGACGAAUUUUGUCGGAUGUAUGGACUUGGGUCUCGAUGCCACCUCGCAGCCAUUCGGCUUGACAAAUAACAGUACCGUCGUCACAAUGGGAACUGGCAGUUUAAUGCCCCCCUUUAAUUUUAACAGCUAUGGGCCCACUUCCUUUCCAGGUUUUCCUACCAAUGGCAACUCAACCUGGACAACAAUGGAAACGCAUUUGAACUGCUCUAUCGUCUGCAGAGUGCAUGGGAUGAAAUAUGCCAUAAUAUUGUACGGCUCUUGCACCUGCUCUCCAUAUAUUCCAUAUAACUCAUGGUUUGUGUUCAACCUCGCCACAAAGCCCAAUUGGAAGGACAGUAUUCUCGUCACGGCGUUAAUUCCUAACUCACUCAGCGCGUGUUGUCCACUCAAGAACGGCUCUACAUAUGGACAAUUCGGUGAUAAUACGCAAUAUUAUACAGGCGCUGACGCGGGUACUGCUGAUCUCUCUUACACCUACAACAGUAGCGCCCUCUACACCGGCCACACAGCUUCUGCUAUUUGGAUUGAUAUCACGUUUGCAAGUGAUAGUACUUUAGUCCUUUCCACCCAAGCGACAUUGUAUCAAUAUCUAGCAUGUUUUAUGAUGUCUGAUUCGACUACCACGUUCAUGCCUCUAGGUUUUAUUAACAACUUUACCUCUCCGAGUCAGUGUUACACUUUCUGUGCUGGUGUUAACAUGCCAUACGCAGGUAUGACUUACCAGGGAGGGUCCUUUCCAAUUAAAUGUGCGUGCGGAACGGAAUUCGCUCCUGGCUCAUACCAGUAUCUUCCCGAUUCUGGACAGUGCAAUUCCGACUGCACUACGGGUGCGACGAACACUUGCACUGUCGGAUCAGAUUGUUGUGGCAAAAGUAUCUACUAUGCGGUGUACCGAAAUCCUAAUCUUUUGGGAUGUUACGAGCCUCCCAUUCCAGGAACUUCUUUGAUCGGAACAGCAACCUAUCCCGUGGCAUGUUUCUCAACAGUAUAUACCCAGACAAUUAAGCCUACGAAAGUCUUUGUCAAUCCUAAUCCUACUGGUGUCUAUAACCCAUGGUCGACACCUCCAAGACAAUAUGACUGGACUAUCUCCACGAGCGGUAGUUCGUUUGAAUACCUCGGAUGUUAUUCUGCUGGUACUCUCAUCACAGUAGCUGGGACUAACAUUACGGUCAGCAAUCCACAGAGCAUGACCCCCAUUUUGUGUGCCGCACACUGUAGCGUGUACCCGUUCUUUUCAAUAAACGUCGUGGAUGGACUGGACCGUACUGUAAUCUGUUGGUGCGGAAGUGCUUGGACCGGCAGCGUCGCGAUACAGGAACCGUUUUUUUACUGCAAUGAGCAAUGUCCGACUCCUGCUGCUGGGAGGCAAUUAUGCGGCGGUCGUUACAUUGCUUCCACCAUAGCGCCUGCCAUUGGCAUCUACGGACCCACCGCCGUCGUUGCAACCCUCUCAAGAACCAUUUUAGCCACCUCGACCUAUUCUUGUGUUAUGACUUCAAGUACUUCUUCGUCGUCUUCAAGCUCAUCUUCUUCCAGCUUGAGUUCUUCCGUACCAAUCACUAGCUCAAGCUCGUCAUCAUCCGGCUCAAGCUUACACACAUCAAGUACAACGUUAACAAGCUCAUCCUUUUCUAGCUCGAGUUCUUCUAUGCCAAUUACUAGCUCAAGCUCGUCGUCUUCCGGUUCGAGUUUGCGCACAUCGAGUACAAUGUCAUCAAGCUCGACAAUAUUAAGUUCAAGUACCUUGUCAAGUUCGAGCAGCGCCUCAAGUUCAAGCUCAAGUUCCUAUAUAUCAAGCCCCCGAACAACAUCAAGUUUGAGCUUAUCAAGUUCAAGCACCGUGUCAAGUUCCAGCAGCUCCUCCGGUUCAAGCACCUUAUCAAGUUCCAGCAGCGCCUCCAGUUCCAGCAGCUCCUCGAGUUCCAGUAUCGCCUUCAGCUCCAGCAGCGCCUCCAGUUCAAGCUCAAGUUCUUACACAUUAAGCCCCCAAAUAAUAUCAAGUUUGAGCUUGUCAAGUUCAAGUAGCUUUUCUAGUUCAGCACCUAGCUUAAACUCAAAAUUAGACGUCUCAAGCACAGAGCUACUAUCUUCAAUCUCUAGCUCAGGUCCUUACAAAUCAAGCACGGCGUCUCC